Molecule: messenger RNA, 816 nt
Organism: Vidua chalybeata
Lineage: Eukaryota; Metazoa; Chordata; Aves; Passeriformes; Viduidae
Gene: LYSMD1
Product: LysM domain containing 1
Exons: 3
Coding region: 82-630 (182 amino acids)
Source: RefSeq, a predicted model, not a curated record
GGGCCGAGCGCUCCCCGUGAGCGGCGGGGCCGGGCCGGGACCCCCGGGGGGGACCCCCGGGCCGGGACCCCCGGGCGGGCCAUGGCGGGGAGCGGCGGAGCCGGGGCGGCCCCGCGGGAGCACCGCCUGCAGCCCGGGGACACCCUGCCGGGGCUGGCGCUGCGCUACGGGGUGACGAUGGAGCAGAUCCAGCGUGCCAACCGCCUCUACUCCUCGGACACGAUCUUCCUGAGAGCCACGCUGCUCAUCCCGGGACACCGGGACACCCCCGGGGACACGGCCGGGGACACGGCCGGGGACAUUCCCGGGGACACGGCCGGGGACAUUCCCGGGGACACCCCCGGGAACACCCCCGGGAACACCCCCGGGGACACCCCCGGGGACCGGCCCGGCCCCUCCCGCCGCGACCUCUCGGCCUCGGAUUUCCUGCGGCGCUUGGACGCCGAGAUCGGGCGCUCCAAGGAGGCGGCGGCGCAGCGGCUGCAGGGCCGGAGCGCCAGCCCCGCGCCCGCCGCGGGUGGCCCCGGCCCCGCGUCCCCUCGGGGGGCUCGGCUCGGAGCCCGGCCCCUCACCAGGACCCCGCGGGCGGCCGCGCUCCGCGACGCCGAGGACGAGAUCUUCACCUUGUGACAGCGGGGACAGCGGGGACAGCGGGGACAGCAGGACAUUGGGGACAGCAGGACAUUGGGGACACCCAGCACGAGAUCUUCACCUUGUGACAGCGGGGACAGCGGGGACAGCGGGGACAGCAGGACAUUGGGGACACUGCAAUGGGACACUGGGGACAGCAGGACGAGAUCUUCACCUUGUGACAUU